CUGGUGACGAUGUGGGGCGUGUGGAACAGCGUGGCGAGCUACAGACUGGAGGAAAACAGAGAAGAAGGAGACUUUUUGUCGACAGAAGAAAACACAGCUUUGGAAGCCUGCACAGCUCUUUCUUAUCUUUUUGGCUUUUUGCCUGUUGUUAUUCUCGACGUUGUGCUGCCUUCGAGGACAAAAUACUCGUGGGUAACUCAUCUUUCCUUUUUGGGGACAAGUGCCGCCACAAUAAUUGUCCGGGGCGUUUUAAACCCCCGUUUUAUUGCGCCUUCUUUCGUGACACGCGGCGGCGGGUGGACCGGCUGGAGUCGGACUUGA
This is a messenger RNA of Eimeria tenella, 321 nucleotides long. Its product is annotated as 3',5'-cyclic nucleotide phosphodiesterase, related. The record is from RefSeq and is a predicted model, not a curated record. The transcript has 3 exons. NCBI's taxonomy places the organism in Eukaryota, Apicomplexa, Conoidasida, Eucoccidiorida, Eimeriidae.